Messenger RNA from Cephus cinctus (wheat stem sawfly), 2241 nucleotides. RefSeq names its product mitochondrial import receptor subunit TOM40 homolog 1. The transcript is spliced from 7 exons. NCBI's taxonomy places the organism in Eukaryota, Metazoa, Arthropoda, Insecta, Hymenoptera, Cephidae. The record is from RefSeq and is a predicted model, not a curated record. Gene Ontology annotation, biological process: protein import into mitochondrial matrix. Gene Ontology annotation, cellular component: mitochondrial outer membrane translocase complex; mitochondrial outer membrane. Gene Ontology annotation, molecular function: transmembrane protein transporter activity. Bases 194 to 1204 code for a protein of 336 amino acids.
CUUUUACAAGAUAUAUGCCUCAAUUCAUAAUCCACGGCGAAAGCGAUAGGCUAUGAGAAAACUCGUGGUCUAAGUGGCAGUGAUUGUCCUUUACAAAUGGCGACUCACGGUUAAACACGCCGCCUUGUGUAAUCGCGAGGAUAUUUGGCCGUAUCGGUGUAAAAAAUUUAGAAGAGCAAUAAGAAAUUGAAGAAUGGGAAACGUACUCGCAGCCUCCGCACCUCUUGCACCUCCACCACCACCAUCACCUUUGCCUCCAAGUCCAGGAUUCUCACCGAGUUUAUCGAAACCAGAUGAGGAAACGGGACUUGGUUCGCCCGUCGAGGCUUCUGAUCGUCUCGAAAAUCCGGGAACGAUCGAAGAUCUUCACAAGAAGUGCAAAGAUGUGUUUCCUGUGAAUUUUGAGGGUGCAAAGUUAAUGCUCAACAAAGGCCUCAGCAGUCACUUCCAGAUUUCCCAUACAAUAAAUAUGAGCUCUGUAACGCAGUCUGGAUAUAGAUUCGGAGCAACAUAUGUAGGAACAAAACAAUUGUCUCCUACAGAAGGAUAUCCUAUAUUAUUAGGUGAUAUUGAUCCAAAUGGAAAUCUCAAUGCCAAUGUUAUUCAUCAAUUUGGUUCAAGGAUCAGAGGAAAACUUGCAACACAGGUUCAAAGAAGCAAAUAUACUGCUGUACAAAUGACAAGUGAUUAUCGUGGAGAUGCUUACACAGCUUCGUUAACACUAGGCAAUCCUGACAUCCUUAAUAACUCUGGUGUACUGGUAGCACACUAUCUGCAGAGUAUAACACCAUCCUUAGCCUUGGGUGGUGAAGUUGCAUAUCAACGAGGUCCUGGAGUUCCCGGUGGUCAUGUUGCGGUAGUGUCUGCAGCAGGACGCUACACAAAUGGUGAAUCUACAAUCAGCGGCAGUCUCGGUCUGGCGGGAUGCCAUAUUUGCUUCCACCAGAAAGCUAGUCAACAACUACAAAUUGGAGUUGAACUUGAAGUCAAUUCAAGAAUACAAGAGUCUACAGGCACAAUCGCUUAUCAAAUCGAUUUACCCAAGGCAGAUUUAGUGUUCAGAGGAAGUGUAGAUUCUAAUUGGACAGUGGGUGCUGUUCUGGAGAAAAAGUUGCUGCCAUUGCCAUUCUCGUUUGCACUAAGUGGCAUGAUUAAUCACAGCAAGUCUCAAUUUAGACUUGGAUGCGGUCUAAUCGUCGGCUAAAGAUGAUUGAUUGUUCAGUCGCAUAGCCCAUUUUUACCAUGCAGAGGGAAUCGGGUGUUUUCCGUUUCCUGUCUGACGAGACGUAUGACGUAACUAACACCCAUACCAUUCUAACUUGAUUUUCUUACUUGCAUUCGUCAUUUCUCCACCAGCUAUUGUGAAUACAUUCGUCUGACGCGACCGUGUUGAUCUAUAUUAAAGAAUUAUAUGAGGACUGCAUAAUUUUAUGUGCGUUUAUUUUAUAGUAGUUAAAUGCUGCCCGAACUUUUUGAAAGGAACGAAAUCGUUAUGGCAGUCUCAAAUUCGAAUUAUUCGUCAUUAAAAUCAGUGCGCUUCGACUUUUCGCCACGUAUAACAAUUACUGAACAAAACUUCAGGGAAUAUAAAAAAUUGAGAUACACCACUAGCAACAACGUACGGUCCAACUGAUAGUACCGUUUUGCAUUAAAUACGCAAGGCAUUUAAUUUUAUAAAUAUAUAUUAUCCAGGGACGAUUCUUCCUGAAUAUCAUACUUGACAGAUCUAUUUUUUGCGAAUUACGGUACCUCAUAGCGUUCCAUAACCGUAAAACUCAAUUGGACGUUGUUUCCCUUAUCUACUUACGUAAACGAACUAAGAAUUGAGAUAAUAUUAAUUAAGCUGCAUGAGAUUAUACAAUUACCGUGAUUCGUGUAAAGAAUCGAAAAGGUAGACGGUGCAAAUUAACAAAAAAUUGUUUACUUUUCGUUGCGUCAUUCAAACUUUUCAUAUUUUGCUAGACUACGGGUACGUUUCGAAAUUCAUUGCCAGUACUUCGAGCAUGGUUUUAUUUCACUCUAUUGGAACCAGCUAAAUAAAAAUACGACGAUAGUUCAUGGCACUAGCUUUGAAUUUUUGAGCGAAUUCUAUAUUUAAAUAUCAAAAUCGUAGGUACUAUUGUUUAAUGGAAAUUCGGUAGCUGUAGAAUCGCGUGUUAGGUAACAGAGAACGAAAGAUAGAGAAUGGUAAUAAUGUGUGCGAUGUUGUUAAUAAAUACACUAUAUGAUGAUUAUAUAUAA